UUAGCGAUUAGUGGCGAAUCCGUGUGUUCCAAACUGCGCGACCAACUUCCAGCCACAACCAUACGUCACUGCUAUAAAUCGUGUGCUGCCGGUGUGCACUUUACACGUCCAGUCAUUGCCAACCUCAGCUCUUUACUCUGCAACAUCACCCCCAGAGUCCAGACAACGCCGCAAACACUACAGGACCCCGCACAACUGCCACUUUCUCUUAAGAAGAGGACUUCAAGACCACACCACACACACUACACCACCACCAUGCCCAUCCCCACCUCCGCAAAGGGCUCCUCGGAGCAGGCCACCGCCACCACCACACAAACAGGCAACAACAAUAACAACAACACAGCUUCUGUCGCAACGGGUGCGGGCGUUGACACGGGCGCCGGGGUCACGCGGGAGAAGACCCAGGCCGAGCUGGACGCCGACCGGCUCUACGAGGAGGCCAUGGAGGACGAGUACGCCAAACGCGACGGCGGUGCUUGAACCAACUCUCCCUACCUAGUGCUGGGGCAUUAGACUAUUGCCACCCAGACGGGCUUUGAUCUCAAAGACCUAAUACGCUUUUGGUGAUGGACGGGAAACAUGCCAUGGGCUAAUGUAACAAUUGGAACAAGAAAGCCAGCGACCAUAAGCCGUCUACAGGCACUUGCAUAUAAUAUACCCGAUACCCCGCUUACAACUCUGACUAUUUAUGAGGCUGCACUUGUGAAUCAUUCCAUGUAUGGCACUGACAUUGUCUGUAGUCACAU
Molecule: messenger RNA, 746 nt
Organism: Microdochium trichocladiopsis
Lineage: Eukaryota; Fungi; Ascomycota; Sordariomycetes; Xylariales; Microdochiaceae
Exons: 1
Coding region: 256-480 (74 amino acids)
Source: RefSeq, a predicted model, not a curated record